CAUGUUUGUCAGUGGAAUCCAAAAUGUCGGAAGUUUUGGAAGCUCAACUAGAAACAAUCGCCCGUGAAAGCGCAUUCCUAAAAAAGUAUUUCUCUUUACGAAAGAAAUGUGAACAAAUCCAACAGGCAAAUGAAAAGCUUGUCAACAGAAUACAACAUGUUAAGAAACUCAUCAAGAGAACAAAGAGAGAAAGAAGAUACCUUGCAAGUCGACUUGAUGAGCAUGGUGAUAAUUUCCGUGAAGUUCAAGUGCCGGUGAUGUGGGAGGAGGAUAAGGUAUUGUACAAUAUUCUACGCCCACCACCACCCUAUCCUAGCUCAGGUUCCGAGGCUGAACCAAAUGCAGUUAAAGGAAAAGCACUGUCAUCAAUUCAACCACUGCUGCAGGCACAUGGCAUGAAUGAUGCCACCGCCCAAAGCUCUUCUGCUGGGAAGAGCAAGAAAAUUAAAAGUGAAAAAGACAAAGAUCCAUUAGCACCGAAGAAACCAGCCAAUGCGUUCCUACUGUUCAAACAGCAACAGAAACCAGUAGUUCAGGAGGAGUAUUUUCAGGAGUAUAAAGAAGAUAUUGCUCCCCAUGAGUUGAUGAAACGCCUGGCAAUGAAGUGGAACACACUUCCAUCAGAUAAGAAAAAGGUGUACCACAGCAUGUAUGAGUGUGAUAAGGAGCGGUACGACCGAGAAAUGCUGGAGUACUCCCAGGAGAAACAGCGCACCAUGGACACUGAGACCAGUGAGGCUGGCACUGCUGUCGACAUGGCAGCAAGGCUGAGCAUACCCAUGAAACAGGAAGUGGAUUCUUGAAACGAAAUUCAUAAAUAGAAACAAAACAUGGGGGAAAAGCUCUGUAGCAAUGACAAGAAAGUUGAUAGUUUGAGUUUGCUGAAUGUAGAAGUAUUUGGUGAAUGUAGAAGUCUUACAGCUAGCUCUAUAAUUUCUGUGGAUUCGGUUUAAUUUGUUAUGCAGGUUUAAUGGUAAAGAUAUGUGGGUCGACACAUUGCCAAGUUAAACCAUUGUUUCCAGAGACAUCAAGUACAGUUGAUUAUUUUAUAGCCAUGAUAUGAUUGUGAGCUUUAGAGGCAUGGUGUAAUCUCAGAUUUACAGAAUGGUUUUUGAGUGGGAAUUUGGGUUUUCUGAACUGACUCUGGCUUUGAGUCUCUCUUGGGAUUAAAGUUUGUAUUAACUCAAAUUUUGAGUCUGUCUUAGGCUAGGAGUCUGGAUUGACUCUGGCUUUGAGUCUGUCUUGGGCUUAUUGACUGAACUAAAUAAAACUGAGUGUCGUGGACUUAGAGACUGGACUGUAAAUGCAUGAAGUAGAGUCUGAAUCUACUCAGGAUUACAAAGAUGCUAAUGUAAGCAAACAGUCCGUGUUAUCUAACACAAUUAAUCUAGUGGACAUUGGGUUAUUUUCUGAAAUGUAGACAACCUGUGUUAGACUUCUUUAUAUUUGUGUAUUGGAAACACUAGAUUAAGAACUAGACCAUGUGACUUUUAUUUAAAGGUGAUUUGUUUUUCAAUUUGACAACAAAAUGUAUUUAUGCAGUGGAAUGAAUGUGUAGCUUUAGUUUUGGGACAUCGUUUGAAGACCCAUAACAACAAUGGUAACUGGACGUUUAAACAUUCUUAUUUGUAGUUGUAAUGUCAGAUAGAUAAAACAGAUUACUCCCGUUUUUGUAGCCAUUGUAACAGUUUUUGUCUCACCUUUAUGAAGUAAAAAGGCAAGAUAUACAGGUAUUUUCUGGCAGCCAUGUCAACUUUUACAUUUAGCUCAAAGUGUCAUAUUGAGCUCCAUUUCUCACAAACUUAGUUUAUUUAUCUAUGAAUGUUCAUCUUAAUGCAUAUUUAAAAAAAAAAAAAAUGAAAUUUAUUAAAUUAAAAUUUUAAUUUUGUUUUAAGUUUAGUUUAUUAUUAUUUAUUUGUUAUUUUUAACAUGCAUUGAGAUGAAACUAUCAGUGAUACCAAAUAAGUUUUAUGGUUGGUGGGAGAUUUCAUUCUACAGAAUUCUUGUUACCAAUUAAAAGUACGUUAUAUUUUCUUGCCUUGAAUAUCAAUAUUGGCAUAUGUCCAGUGAUUUUAUAUGAUCCUUAAGUUAUUAAUAACUGAAAUUGGAUUUUACCACAAAGUAAUUUUGUACUUCUUAAGAAACAAUAUAUUAGGAGGUAAUAUUUGGAGGAUGUACUAAAAAAUCAUUAGAAUGGCUGAAAACACUUGAUAUAAAGAAAAAAGAAAAUAUUGUUUUGCUCAUUAGAAAAGUUUGUACUAUUCAGGGAACAUUUUGUUCAGUAUUGUGUCGCGAUUGUCUAUGCAAGUUUCAGAGAUCACUACACAAUUUUAAAACAUUAAGCAGUAGUUGUUAAUAAAUUUUCAAUUGACUAGAAAUAUAGCUAAUCAAGAUUUUGAAAACAAAAUGUUCCCUAAUGUUAAAAUUAGGAAUAAUCUCUUUAAAUAAGCUAAAACAUUAGAAACGGUGGAGAGUGACAGCAAUACUAACCCUUAACUAACAGGCUGUAUAUAUGGCUGUGCAAUGCCUGACAUUAUUACCUGUGUGGUAUAAACUGUCGAGAUUUAUAUCAAAGUGAUAUGUCCUUAGUGAAAUACAACAUCUACUUGCUGUCUACAGUUAGUCUGAAAUGGAAAUACUUUAAAAUUGUUGGUAUUUCUUCUUUGUGCAGUGCAUAUCAGUUAUACAGUAUAUAUUUGCAGAUAAUGUGUAUGGUGUCAAAAUAUUGAGGGUGUGUGGGAUUAAUUGCUCCCAUAACUUAGCCAGUUGAGAUAUUGACACAAUAUAAAUUCACAUGCUAAGGGGAGAUAAUAAAUACCUUGAAUUAGUUUUAUGUGAGUGAUGGGGAGUGAGUGAUAGCUCGCCUUAAUUAGCUAGGUCUGAUUCACUUGGGAUAUAUUUAAUGCAUUGUAUUGGGCAUUAGUAGGUGGUUAAUAUUAGUAACUACUUACUAACAGGACUAGGGCAAGUGAUAACCAUUAUACGUGGUUAUAGGGCUUUAUAUCACUUAUAUAGAUCUGUAUCGUGCAAAAGAUACAAAAAUUUAAUGUUCAUAAUUUUGAGAAAAAUAUCCAUUUUUGUAUUAAGUACAACCUACCAGCUGACUGCUUCUUAUCAGGGAGGUGCUUGUUGUUGUUUUAGAAUGUUUAUGUAGUUCCUGAAAUGUUAGUUGGCAGUGUUGGUCAAAAGUGUCCCAUAGACUGACUGAAUGUGUGAGUUUGUUGUGGCUUUGAUUUAUUUAUAACAGUUAAAACCUUUAUCUCAUCCUCUGUAAUGCUGAGAGUCCGGGGUAUUUUUACGGUGGUGAAAUUGUUCUAUAGCAUUAUUAUACCCCAAAACGACACCUGGAAAUUAAUUAAGCACCACCUGAACUGUAUUGCAGCCAAAAAGGCACCUAGAUGUAGUUGUCCGUACUGACGAGGUUUAAACCUGAUGUUGAGAAUGUUUACAUCUACAGGGUAUUUACCGAGAUGACAUGAAUAAAUUACUGUCUUACUUGCUGACAAUCUUUUUCAACAUCUCUGUAUACAGAGAACAUUAAUUUCAGUGUUUACUAUCAGAAUUACUUGUGAAGUAUAAAUCACAUGGUCAAAACUAGGUGGUUCUUAAUUAAUUUUCAGGUGUAUACCUAUAUAUUAUGUGGAGAAAUUGUUCUCUAGCAUUAUUUUCAUCAAAAUCUAUUAUGAUUAUCUCGAGCUAUACUACCAGUGUUUCAAGCAUUUUUGUUUGGUCCUUUCAACACUUGACACAAUGAAGUUUGACUACAUAUGUUAAUGUAUUUAAUGACCCACAUUAUUUUUCCUGUUUAUGCGAGAAAGAACAGAAAAUAUGAUGUGCUAAUUGCAUAACCCUGUGUGGAGAGCAUGAUAUUUCUUCUAGUAAUAAUUACAGGAAUUGAAAGACACACUCAUGUCAGUUCAUAUCAUUACAUUUAGGUGCAUAAAUUAAUAAAUAUACAUGUUUGAAUAUUCCCUUUCAGCCUGAAAUAUAUUUGUUGUAUUAUGUGUACACAUCACUGAGAUGUGUCACAUACAAAGGCUCAUUAAUAUUUAAUGUAAUUGAAUCAAUAAAUUUAUUAAGGACAUAAAUCCAGUACCAAAUUUUACAGGUGUUUUAUCACAAGUAUAACAAUAAUCUGUACAAGUUAAACUGGGCCAUUUUUACAGAACUUGAAAAUUGGUGUCAAGUAAAUAUAAUAUACAUCAGUGUCUAUUGUAACACAUCCAUUGAUCAGAAUUUUUGUGUGAAUUUAGGGUCAUUCUUUCUGCUGUUCUUAAUGACAUUUUCCCAGAAUGAGCAUAUUUAAGUAGCUUCAGUCUACUUAUCUCUAAGGAUGAGUGGUUUAAUAAGCAAUUGUCAAAUCCUUGUGUUCUUUAUACAUGUUAAUGUGUGUACAUGUGUGUGUAAAUUUUAUUAUUUAUAUUUAUGUAUAAAUUUUAAACUGCAUUUUUGAGCCUACUCAUAUGUUUUGCUAAUAAACUGUUUAUACCAAC
This is a messenger RNA of Gigantopelta aegis, 4493 nucleotides long. Its product is annotated as FACT complex subunit SSRP1-like. The transcript has 6 exons. The record is from RefSeq and is a predicted model, not a curated record. The coding region runs from base 24 to 803 and encodes 259 amino acids. Gene Ontology annotation, molecular function: transcription cis-regulatory region binding. NCBI's taxonomy places the organism in Eukaryota, Metazoa, Mollusca, Gastropoda, Neomphalida, Peltospiridae.